AUGGUCACAGGGUUCAAUGACGCUUUCAUGGAGAAACUGUUAGCCCCAUUUCUCUGGCCAGGCGCCAAAGCGAAGGACUCGACGGCUAUGACAGUGUUCAAACCACCUCGCAACUCACAGAUACGUUUAGAUAACGAUGCUUCCGCCACGUUCACAUUGUCCGAUGGACGAAAACUCGGAUAUGCACAAUAUGGUUCCUUAACUGAGGGAACACGAACUUUUUUCUACCUCCACGGUCACCCAGGAUCCCGCCUAGAGGCAGCUUGGUUUGAAGAGCUAUGCCAGAGGCUCGGAGCACGUGUCAUCGGUGUAGACAGGUUCGGCGUUGGGUUGAGCUCUCCGCAUCCGAAAGGGACGCUUUUGGAUCAUGCGAAGGAUGUGGAGGAGCUGGCGAAACAUCUUGGGUUGGCUAGUUAUGGCGUUUUGGGUAUCUCAGGAGGUGGACCAUACGCACUGGCAUGUGCCGCAUCCAUGCCUCCGGACAAACUCAAAUGCGUCUCCAUCGUCACUGGUAUGGGCCCAGCGGACAUCGGCUUCAGGGGCGCCAUUUUACCCCUCUACUUGGGCUUCACGUUCGUAUAUCCCUAUUUUCCCGGCUUGGUCAAAUGGUAUUGGCGCCGUUGGGAGCCUGUCGGUCGUCUCGACCUCACCGACGAACAACGCCUACAGUUGAUUCUGGAACGCCUCGGAAAAUCCAAGCUCCACCCCAGAGACAGGGAAACAUUAGACGAGGGCGUUCUUCGCAUGCAUGUGCGAUCUACGCGUGAAUGCUUUUCUCAGGGGUUCGAUGCCGUUGCUCAAGACGCGAGAUUGAUGACUUCGAAGUGGGGCUUUCGGGUGGAAGACAUUCGGGAAGACUUGGAGGUGCAGUUAUGGUAUGGGACGCAAGAUACAAACAUUCCGUUGAGGCAUGGUGAGGGGAUUGCGGCGAAGUUGGGUGGACGGGCGAAGUUGAGGGUGGAGGAUGAGACGCAUGGGAGUAUGCAGAUAAGAUAUCUGGAGGAGAUUGUGGAGAGUCUUGUCGCAAGGUUGUAAGAUUACUCAUAGGGUUGUGUCUCCUCUGAUUGGGGCGUUGGGGCAGGUGUACAUUGUAGGGAAUCUACUUCACUCAGUAUCAGUUGGCAAAUCCAGGAUCCAGAAUCAGAUAAUCAUAGACUCUCAGCUGUUCUUCAACCUUUUGCGAAACUGAUUUGAACACAAGAGAAGUUCUGAGAGUAUCCUGCAAAGUAAAAGCAGUCUAUGUUGCGAAGAAAUUAAGAG
Westerdykella ornata is the source of this 1260-nucleotide messenger RNA. Its product is annotated as alpha/beta-hydrolase. The transcript is spliced from 5 exons. Bases 1 to 1035 code for a protein of 344 amino acids. The record is from RefSeq and is a predicted model, not a curated record. NCBI's taxonomy places the organism in Eukaryota, Fungi, Ascomycota, Dothideomycetes, Pleosporales, Sporormiaceae.